AUGACGGAAAGCACUUGGAGGGAUGGCUUUACAUCAGGACAAGUGGCAGCACUCUUGAGCGUCGUUGAUGGAUUGCUUCCACCCAUCAAGGCCCCGAAAGAAACAAAGGAUGCCGUCAUCAUAGAAUAUUGGCAAUAUCAAUUAUCCCAAGAUGAAGACUUUAUGGAAGUCAUUGCAACAGUCGUGUUGAAAAAACUCACCCCUACUCAGAGGUUGUUGAUGCUGGGGGUCCUGACUUGCCUCUCGAGCAUUCCAGGAACCAUACUGCUGGUUGGAUCAAUGGAUGGAAGAUCCUUUGUGGAAUGGCCAUUGGAAGAGCGUGUGUCGGGGCUGUUACGGAUGCAGCACUCGACAUUGCUCCAAAGAAGGCAAGCCUAUCAGUCACUCAAAAGGUUGGUUUUCAACUUGGCGUUCACUUACCAAAAGAAAAAUGGAAAAGAUAACCCUUUCUGCAAGGCUCUUGGGUACCAAACUCCCAGCUUGAAGACUCCCGCAAAGGAUUUGGUUAGUCCAGAUGUUCCUCUAUUGUGGGAUCUCAAGGUUGAUGAAAUGGAACAAGAAAAUGGCAAAUUAUCGAUCCACUGUGACAUUGUGGUUGUUGGCUCAGGUGCAGGGGGCGGUGUCGCUGCAAAGAUUCUUUCAGAGGCGGGGUAUGAUGUUGUGGUGUUGGAAAAGGGCCCUUACGUGUCCCCGGACAAGCUCUCGCUGUCGGAAGGAAAAGCAUUUGAUGAACUGUAUGACGGUCAUGGCCUCGUCACUAGCCUGGAUGGAAAUUUUGCGAUUAUCUCUGGAUCAACUCUUGGUGGUGGAACGGCAGUUAAUUGGAGUUGUUGCUUGCCUCUGCCGGCCUCUGUGCGGCAAGAAUGGGUGCAAAAGCACAAUCUCGGGCAGUUUUCGCCUCACGGAGAGUUUGACGAUGCCCUCAAGGCUGUUUAUGAAGCUAUGGAGGUAACCACUGAUCCUAAAGCUAUUCAACACAACAAAAACAAUCAAAAGUUCCAGGAGGGCUGUGACAGGAUGGGCUUUAAGUGGAAAUGCACAGGACAGAAUGUUGAUACGACGGAUGAAGCUUCUGGCAACCUCCCGUUUGGAGAUAGGUCUGGGCUCAAAAGAGAUGGAAGAGUUGUUUAUCUACAGGCAGCUGUCAAGAAUGGAACUCGUAUCCUGGACAGGUGCGAAGCUCUGAGCAUCAAUAAGGUGUACUCCUCCGAGACCAGAAGCUUCAAGGCCCGAGGUGUUCUUUGCAAGCGAGGUCAUCAGCUUAUCGAGGUGAAUGCUAGAAGGGCGGUCAUUGUAGCGGCUGGGUCGUUGUGGAGUCCAUGUCUUCUUCGACGAUCAGGAUUCAAGAACAAGCACAUCGGUCAACACCUGAGGCUUCACCCCGCAACUGGGGUUUCGGGCCGUCUUCCCGAGCCGGUGGAUUGUUUCAAAGGGGCGCCAAUGACGACUGUAUGCACAGAGUUUGAAGAUCUAAACAAUGGGUACGGAGCGAAGAUCGAAUGCCCUUGCCUUCACCCGGGGCUGGCCGCAAGUGCUGCUCAUUGUCCUGAUCCGUCACUGUUCAAACGAUACAUGCUCGACUAUCGCAAUGCAGUUUCGUUGAUAGUGCUACAAAGAGAUAGUAGCGAAGGUAAAGUCCUUUUGGGCUUUGAUGGAUUCCCUAUCGUGGACUACAAGCUGAAUGAAAACGACAAGAAGAGUAUGAUGGCAGCCAUGAAGGGGGGCGUUGAGAUACUACUUGCGUGUGGAGCAGAGGAGUGUGGGACAACGCAUAUCGGCGACUUAGGCAUUAAGGCAAACAAACUCAAACCGUUCGACAAAGCAGAUAACAACUCAACCUAUCGAGAAGGACUGGAGCAAAUCAGCAAACGAGGAUUGAAUGAGUGCGAGGCUACCAUGUUCUCCGCUCACCAAAUGGGCACCUGCCGAAUGAGCUCUUCUUCCGCGACCGGAGUGGUGGAUUGCAAUGGUGAAACUUGGGAAUGUGAUGAUCUCCUCGUGGUAGACGCCAGUGUGUUUCCAACUGCAACUGCCGUCAACCCAAUGAUGACCGUACUUGCAAUGUCAGAGAUGCUCUGUCAAAGAUUCGCUCAGAGACUCAAAAACGAGGAUCAACGGGAAGAGCUUGAAGCUGAGGUAAAGGCGAUGAGAGAGCAAAGACAGAGCAGAAGGCCGUCGUGGCUGCUGGUCCCGUCAGGCGCCGCCUCCUUGAUGGUUUCCCAAAGUUCCCUUCGUUUGCUUGUGCAAGCAUCGGCUCCUGUGGUGGCCCUCUUUUGGUUUUACUACCAACACAAGCCACUCCUUCUUACCGGAAUACAUGGGUCGAAGUAG
Molecule: messenger RNA, 2331 nt
Organism: Seminavis robusta
Lineage: Eukaryota; Bacillariophyta; Bacillariophyceae; Naviculales; Naviculaceae
Source: the annotation of a GenBank genome assembly